Penicillium verhagenii is the source of this 1080-nucleotide messenger RNA. It is a transcript of the gene cspA, whose product is annotated as putative cell surface protein. The record is from RefSeq and is a predicted model, not a curated record. Bases 1 to 1080 code for a protein of 359 amino acids. Lineage: Eukaryota; Fungi; Ascomycota; Eurotiomycetes; Eurotiales; Aspergillaceae. The transcript has 2 exons.
AUGUUCCAAUCUCUUGCUCUUCUGGCCCUUGCCAGCCCUGCCUUUGCCGGUGUCAUGCAGGCCCGUGGUGAGGCUAGCAUCCACCCCGCUGCUGAGAGCUCCGCCUCUGCUCACCACGUUGAGGAAUGGGGCCACAGCUGGAGCCGUCCUGCUGAGGAGCACACCUGGACUACUCCCUGCACCACCAGCACCACCAGCACUCACCACCAUGAGACCAGCACCACCCCCACCACCACCCCGUGCACCACUCCCACCCACAGUCACACCACUCCUCACUCUACUGAGUCCAAGACUACCACCCCGUGCACCACCCCCACCCCUGUGACUAGCUCUCACCACACCACUCACACUCCCGUGAUCCCCGGCACCACCAAGACGAUCACUGUUGUGACCACCACCUGCCCUGUCACCUCGUCGGUUGUCACCUCUGGCACCUCGACCUUCACCAUCCCGAUCACCCAGACUAGCACCAUCACCCUGACCAAGACCACUGUCUGCACUGCCUGUGAGGAGAAGCCCGUGACCUUCGCCAACGUCACCGUUGCCAGCACUGUCCCUGCCACCGCUGCUGUCGUCACCUCCGUCCCCGCUGUUGAGACUACCGCUGCUGUUGUCCCCGCUUCGUCCCAGGCUGUCUCCACUCCUCUUGUGGUUGCUUCUUCCGCCGUUGGCACUCCUGCUGUUGUGGCCUCCAGCGCCGUCUCCGUCCCUGCUGAGUCCUCUGCCGUUGCCGUCCCCGCUGAGUCUUCUGCCGUUGCCGUCCCCGCUGAGUCUUCUGCCGUUGCCGUCCCCGCUGAGUCCUCUGCCGUUGCCGUCCCCGCUGAGUCCUCUGCCGUUGCCGUCCCCGCUGAGUCCUCUGCCGCCGCCGCCUCCAGCGCUGUUUCCGUCCCCGCUGAGUCCUCUGCUGCUACCCCCGCUGAGAGCCAGGCCGCUGCCCCUGCCGUCUCUGUGCCCUCUGAGUCUGCUUCCACCUCCGCUGAGAAGCCCGAGUCCACUGGUGUCUUCACUGGUGCUGCUUCCAGCGUCAAGCCCGCUGCCGGUCUCCUGGCUGGUGUUGUCGGUCUCUUCGCUCUGCUGUAA